CCCGUGCAGGGUACGGCGCGCAGCUUCCGGCCGUGCCUGGCGGCCGCCGCCCCCGCCGUCUUUCUCGCAGCCGCCGUGCCCGGCCCGGCCCGGCCAUGCCCCGCUCCGCGCCCCGCCACAUCUCGGUGUUCCCCUCGCCUCAGGAGCUGGGCUCCUCCCUGGCCCAGCUGGUGGCCCAGCGCGCGGCCGAGGCCGGCGGCCGCUUCUCGCUGGGGCUGUCGGGCGGGAGCCUGGUGCGGAUCCUCUCCCAGGAGCUCCCGGCCGCCGCCGGCCCCGCUGCGCCGGCCCGCUGGCUCCUGGCCUUCUGCGACGAGCGCCUGGUGCCGCCCGAGCACCCGGAGAGCACCUUCGGGGCCUACAAGGCCCAGCUGCUGCCGCGGCUGCCCGUGCCCGAGCGACAGGUGCUCGCCGUCACCCACAGCCUGCCCGCGACUGCCGCCGCUGCCGACUACGCCGCCAGGCUCCGAGAGGCUUUUCAGGUUGAGAACCUCCCCAUUUUUGAUUUGCUGAUUUUAGGAGUAGGGCCAGAUGGUCACACUUGCUCCCUCUUUCCAUAUCAUCCCCUUUUACAGGAGAAAGAGAAAAUUGUUGCUGCUAUUACUGAUUCUCCAAAGCCCCCACCAGAGCGGAUAACACUAACUCUACCUGUGCUUAAUGCAGCACGAACUGUUGUGUUUGUUGCUACAGGGGAAGGUAAAGCUGCUGUUUUAAAGCGCAUUUUGGAAGGUGAUGAGGAAAAGCCCCUUCCCGCUGCUCUUGUUCAACCUCAUGCUGGGCAGCUGCACUGGUUCCUGGAUGAGUCUGCAGCCAAGGAACUGACUGUUCCCUUUGAGAAACAUUCAAUCUUGUAGAACCAAAUGUUUGACCAGGUUUCCUGGUAGGAAUCUGGCAGCGGUAAAUGCAGUACCUGCACAGAUCAAGGACUCCACAUUUGGUUGUAGUACUUGGGGGUGGCACAAAACUAAUGUUAUCUUUUGUUUCUUUUUCUUUUUCUUUGUUUUUCCACUCCACAAGUGGUAUUUUGUGGAGCACUGUGUAAUAAUCUCUUUGGCUUGGUAUGGACAUAUGCAUCUGGUUUCUAGUUGCAAAUGGAUAGGCUUGGAAUUGCACAAGGUAACAAUAUAAUGCAGUCUGUUUUGUGGAUGGUCGCUGUGAUGUCAAGUGAAUGUACAAUAUUAAAGAUACAAAUUUCA
Molecule: messenger RNA, 1193 nt
Organism: Rhea pennata
Lineage: Eukaryota; Metazoa; Chordata; Aves; Rheiformes; Rheidae
Gene: PGLS
Product: 6-phosphogluconolactonase
Exons: 5
Coding region: 96-851 (251 amino acids)
Biological process (GO): carbohydrate metabolic process; pentose-phosphate shunt
Molecular function (GO): 6-phosphogluconolactonase activity
Source: RefSeq, a predicted model, not a curated record